Manihot esculenta (cassava) is the source of this 2688-nucleotide messenger RNA. RefSeq names its product peptidyl-prolyl cis-trans isomerase CYP95. The record is from RefSeq and is a predicted model, not a curated record. The transcript has 14 exons. Bases 185 to 2542 code for a protein of 785 amino acids. Gene Ontology annotation, molecular function: peptidyl-prolyl cis-trans isomerase activity. NCBI's taxonomy places the organism in Eukaryota, Viridiplantae, Streptophyta, Magnoliopsida, Malpighiales, Euphorbiaceae. Gene Ontology annotation, biological process: protein peptidyl-prolyl isomerization.
CCCGACCCGACACUAUCAGUCAUUUGAGUAGGUUCAAAAUUUAUUUCAGACUAAGGGCAACCAUGGGAUUUAUCACGCAAGUAGAAGCUGGACACCUGAAGGAGCUAAGCAAGGCUAAGGCUUGAAGCUCUACCAAGGUUAUUGGUUGUGCUGACUUGCACUGUCACAGUGGGAAACAUAGAAGAUGACAAAGAAGAAGAAUCCAUGGGUUUUUUUGGAUGUGUCCAUUGAUGGUGAUCCAUUUGAAAGGAUGGUUUUUGAGCUUUUCCCUGAUGUUGCUCCCAAGACUGCAGAAAAUUUCCGUGCCCUUUGUACAGGGGAGAAGGGAUUUGGUCCAAAAACUGGAAGGCCAUUGCACUACAAGGGAUCGUUUUUCCAUUGCAUUCUGAAGGGUUCCUUUGCUCAGGGUGGUGAUUUUGUUAAACGGGAUGGAUCUGAUGGAGAGAGCAUAUAUGGGGAUAACUUUCCAGAUGAGACUCCAAGGCUUAAGCAUGAUGGUCCUGGUCUUCUGUCAAUGUCAAUAGCUGACCGUGACACUUUAGGUUCUCAGUUUAUCAUUACCUUUAAGGCUAAUCAUUAUCUGGAUAGAAAGUAUGUAGUCUUUGGGAAGCUUGUGCAAGGAGAUGAAGUGCUGGAAAAAGUUGAAAGUGUAGGUGAUGAAGAAGGGAGACCAAUGGUAACAGUUAAAAUAAUCAAUUGUGGUGAAUUUAAGGAUGGUGUGGACAAGAAAAAAGUACACAAAGUGAAAAUGGGAAAGGAUGCUCUGUCUGAUUCUGACAGUCAUGAAGCACAUAAGAAGGGAAGGCACAAGAAAUUUUCAAGAGACAGGAAGAAGAGAAGAAAAAGAUACGAUUCAUCUGAUUCAGAGAGUUCAUCUGAUUCUGAUACAGAAUCAUCCGAGUCUGUUAGUGAUUCAGACUCAUAUGUGUCCUCGUCUGAGAUUAGUUCCUCAAGUGAAGACAGACGCAAGAAGAGAAAAAGAUCUUCUAAAAGAGACAAAUAUAGACGUGGAAAAAGAAGAGAUAAACGACGUGAAAAAAGGCGAAAGAGACGUGAUAAGAGAUCCAAACGUAGAUCAAGAAGGGUGUCAGAUAGCCUUACUGAUGAUGAGAGUGAGAGUAAAAGUGGAAGCAGCUCUGAUGGUGAUGGUCUUGAAGUCCAGGCAAAAGCUCGAAGGCAUAAAGACCCUCUGCUGAAAACUGCUGGGGAUCGGUCUCCUAUGGUUUUGGAGGACAAAGAUGCUUCCCUACCCCGUAAAAUGAGGGAAGAACGUGAUAUGCUUGAAAAGGAUGGGGGUGAAUCCCCCAAGGAAAAUGGAGGGCGACGGAGCCUUGGCGUUGAGGCAGAUGUUGCAUCUGACAGAAGUCAAGAUAGACUACCUGAUGUGGUAGAUGAUCAUCCAGGCAAAUCUAGGAGCCGAAGCAUGAGUCCCAAGAGGACCCCGAGUAAGAGUAUGAGUAUCAGUCCAAGGAGGAGUCUGAGCAAGAGCCCAAGUGUUAGUCCGAAGAGAAGCAUUAGUAGGAAUCCACAUUUACAGAGGAGUUUCAGCAGAAGUCCUGCUAGAAGUGGUAGUAGCAGGAAUCCAGCUAGAAUUGUUAGCAGAAGUCCAUUGAGGGGCAAAAGGGCUAGAAGCAUUAGCAAGAGCCCUGUGAGAUCUCGUUCUCGAAGAAGCACAAGCAGGAGCCCUAUGAGAUCCCCACCUCCAAGAAGCAAAAGCAGAAGCCCACCUAGAGCAUCAUCACGAAAAUCUAUUAGCAGAAGCCCAGUUAGAUCCUCUCAAAGAGGAGUUAGCAGAAGCCCUGUUAGGUCUUUCCGGAGAAGCACUAGCAAAGGCCCAGUUAGAUCAUCUCGUAGAAGCAUUAGUAGAAGCUCAAGUAGGGUUCCUUCAAGGAGAAGUGUUAGUAGAAGUCCAGUUAGGGCUCCAAGCAGGAACAAUCCCCGUAGCUAUUCAAGGAGCCCUAGCCCCAUAAGAAGGGCAAGAUCUCCUCCAGAUCGAAGAAGUUUAUCAAGAAGUGUUUCUCCUGAUGGGUCUCCCAAACGUAUCAGAAGAGGGCGUGGUUUUAGUCAACGGUACUCAUAUGCUCGGCGAUACAGAACCCCUUCUCCAGAUCGCUCUCCUGUGAGACCAUAUCGAUAUAGCAGAAGAAAUGACCGUGACAGAUAUUCAAAUUUCAGGAGGUAUUCACCUAGGCGGUAUAGAAGCCCACCAAGAGAAAUAUCUCCUCCCAGCAGAUAUAGGGGAAGGAGAAGCGGAUCAAGGAACCCAUCUUUAUCACGAAGCCCUCGCUACCGUAGUCGUCGCUACAAUCGUAGUCGUAGCCCAGUUCGCAGUGUUUCCCCAGUUAAUGCACCGAGAUCUCGUCCCUCUCCACGGGUUGAGAAGUCUCGAAGCAGGAGCCCAUCAGUAUCACAGUCAUCAUUGGACUCUCAGUCUCCCAAACGAGUAAGCAGGGACAAAUUAAGGUCAUCAUCAAGAAGUCCUAGUGGGAAGAGAGGCCUGGUGUCAUAUGAAGAUGGUUCUCCUGAUUCUGGCCAAAGGUGAACAAAGGGUGUGUCCAAUAUAAUGUUGUCGGUCAGAAAAAACAUGACUUUCUCAUAGAUGUUCACAAGCUCUAAGUUUUCGGAUGAACAAAAGCUCUCGAUGUAUUGUCUGCUGGACAUAAUUGAUGUUUUGAUUGUUUUUUUCUA